AUGGGUGUACUAAGCGCGGAACAACAAGCGGACGUGGACUGGAUUGCACAGUUCGUGACGCGAACCCAAAUCGAGCAGUUGUCACCGGUUGAGUUCGGAGCGGCUCUCAAAAAUCGCAUGCGAACUGUUGGUGUUAGCGAGCAUCAGAUGAAGACAAUCGCAUGUAUGUUUGAUUUUUUUUUACAAAAAAAGCUAAUUUUUUUCUAA
Molecule: messenger RNA, 207 nt
Organism: Gongylonema pulchrum
Lineage: Eukaryota; Metazoa; Nematoda; Chromadorea; Rhabditida; Gongylonematidae
Source: the annotation of a GenBank genome assembly